Effrenium voratum is the source of this 777-nucleotide messenger RNA. The record is from the annotation of a GenBank genome assembly. Lineage: Eukaryota; Dinophyceae; Suessiales; Symbiodiniaceae.
AUGGUCCAGUCACGCAACUGCGUGGCUUUGGCGGCAGGCUCCGCUGCCGUUGCUCUGAUCGGAGCCCCAGCCUUCACCUCUGGCCCCAACGCCGCAAGCAACAGCUACGCUCCUGCUCGCAGCCAUGGCACCGUGCAGCAGGGCACCUCUACCAUGGGGGGCGUUUCUUGCACCGUGGCUGCGGCCGGUGUGAUUGCACUGGGUGCCGCGGGACGCCGCGCGCAGAAGGUUGCGCGUGCUGGAGUGCUGACCAAGGACGACCAGGGCCGUUUCCGCUUUGAUGCCCCCGAGACAACUUUGGUGCCUUCAGAGCAGCCAGGUGUCACCAUGCCCUUGGGCUUUUUUGAUCCUUUGGGAUUCACCAAGAGCGGGCUGAUGACCUUCCCUGGCGACUCCACUGGCUUCAAGCACUUGCGAGCGGCAGAGAUAAAACACGGCCGAUUCGCGAUGAUGGCAGCAACCGGGUCCCUCUUCGCUCACUUUGUGAAGUUCCCUGGUUUCGAGGAUGUGCCGACCGGCUUGGCCGCCCUGGGCACGGACAAGGGCCUUGAAGGCUUCUCUCUUCUGCUCUUCAUGAUCAGCGCUCAUGAGGCAGUCACUUGGAAGCCAGUCAAGGAGCCAGGCAGCUUCGGCGACCCCUUCCAGUGGAAGCAGUUCACUCCUGAGAUGAGGAGCAAGGAGAUCAACAACGGCCGCAUGGCAAUGUUCGCCAUCAUGGGCCAGAUCGCCGCGGAAUUGGAAACGGGCAAGGGCCCUGUCGACCAGUUCUUGGGCUGA